CGGCGUUGAUAAUCCAUGAUUUUCAAGCAAUCUUCUUGAUUCAAAUGAAUUCUUCACGUUCGACACGAAUAAAAUGUCCUCCAUUGAACGUGUCUAUAUCGGUACCACGCUAAAUCAGCCACGAAAUCAACCAUACCUAAAGCUCCUGUAUAAAAUCCCUCAUAGACUCGAAUCGGAAUCAGUACAAUCUCGUCAACAAACAUGCUAACAUUCCUCGUGUCAUCAGCAGUGCUUGUUCUCCUCAGAAAAGCUGAGGCGGGCUACUACCCGAUGGGAGCAGGCAUGGGAGCCAACAUGAUCGAUGGGAGCAUGGGAGGCGUCGGUUUAGGAAUGGGCGCAGGGAGCAUGGGUAUGAUGGGAGGCGGGAAAAUGGGAGGGAUGGGCAUGAUGGGAGGUGGAGGGGUAGGAAUGGGAGGUAUGGGAAUGGGAGAGAUGGGCAUGAUGGGAGCUGGUGGGAUGUCUGCAGGAAUUGGCGGAGGUGCCAAUAUGAUAGGUGGAGGUGCCAAUAUGAUCGGCACAGGUUCUGGUAUGAUGGGCGGCGGUGCCAAUAUGAUGGGCGGCGGUGCCAAUAUGAUGGGCGGCGGUGCCAAUAUGAUGGGCGUAGGUUCUGGUAUGAUGAGCGCAGGUUCCGGUAUGAUGGGCGGUAGUGUUAAUAUGAUGGGCGCAGGUUCCGGUAUGAUGGGCAGCGGCGCUGGUAUGAUGGGCGCAGGUUCUGGAAUGAUGGGCGCAGGUGCUGGUAUGAUGGGCGGUGGUGCCAUGAUGGGCGCUGGUAUGCACGGCUAUGGGGGUAGUGAGAUGGACCAAUCUGCAUACAAUGGUGGCAACAAGAAAAUCAAUGACCACAGGUACGAACAAGAACAUGGUAAACACGGUGGCCAAUUCGAUCAAGGUCAGUCGGGGUACAAUAAAGGCGAAUUGGCUGCCAAGGAUAUAAAGGGUGACUCAGGGUACUACAAUGGGGCGAAUGGUGGCAAGAAUAUCUACGAGGAUGGCAAGAUGUACAACGGUGCACAACAAUUCAACAAAGAAGGUUUGAAUGAAGGCCAGAUGACGGCCGCCAAAGGCCACAAAAAAGGCCACAAAAUCAAGAGCUUCAAGAAAUCCCACCAGAAGCAAGAAUCCGGCAACAACGAAGAAUACUAUGACGAGGCCAACGAUGAAGGCGGAAACUACAUGUUCAACGGACAGUCCGGAAAAUUCGGAGAAAAUGCCGCUUCCGCUUUCAAGGGCGGUAAACAAGAUGGCGCUUUCGACUCUUCAGAAGCCAAGAAGGAGGGGCAUUUCGAGAAGAAAUUCCUGACGGACAAAGAGGGGGGCAACUUGGGCAGAUAUGGCGAGACCAAGUUCGGGGGAAGUGGGGCAACUUACGGGAUGGAUAACGGGGCGGGGGUAAAUAGCAUGGCGGGGCAUCACAGUUCCAGCAAGUUCUUCAAGCAACAUCCCUUCUACAAAUCUUAUUAUUGAAUAGAGUAGAAUAAGUGAGCGAAUGAAUAUAUGCAUUGAUUUUAUUGUUUUGUAAUUUUGGGGAACUAGGAAAUACAAGAAUAAUAAUAAUAA
This is a messenger RNA of Phaedon cochleariae (mustard beetle), 1557 nucleotides long. Lineage: Eukaryota; Metazoa; Arthropoda; Insecta; Coleoptera; Chrysomelidae. The record is from the annotation of a GenBank genome assembly.